AUAUUGGACCCCAAGACUUCAAGGAGGAUAUUCGAACUUGCACAAGAUCAGCAGAAUGAACUGAAAUCUGACCAGGAAGAAGAGGUUACGGCGCAUGAUGAACAAAUGGAAGGUCAUGAUGAGGACGAGGAAACUGAUGAUGACCAACUCGAUUUCGACAUUUCGCCGAAUGAUGAACUAGCUGAGGAAGAGUUUGCUCUGGACGUUAUGCUACCCUCUAAUGUUAGCGAGCGGAAGACUUUAGCCGAUCUGAUAUUUGCAAAAUUGGAUAGUGGCGAAAUAUCGACCACAGCCGCAAUCCAAAAGGUACAUCAAGACCGUAAUGCGCCAGAUCCUGCUCUUGGUCUCAAUCCGCAAGUUGUAGAGGCGUAUACCAAGAUUGGUUUUUUUCUUCAAAAGUAUAGAGCGGGCGCUCUACCGAAACUUUUCAAAGUUAUACCAUCCCUCCCUGCUUGGGCGCGCAUGCUGGCGCUUACACACCCUGAAAAUUGGUCACCCCACGCCUGCCGCGCUGCAACGAAAAUCUUCAUUUCAAACAUGAAACCUGCUCAAGCACAAUUAUUUUUGGGAGUUGUCCUGCUUGAAGCUAUCAGGGAAGAUAUUCAACAAAACAAAAAGCUCAACGUACACUACUACGCGGCACUAAAGAAAUCGUUAUACAAGCCAGGCGCGUUUUUCAAGGGGAUAAUCUUUCCAUUGCUGGAUCAAGGGUGCACUCUCAAAGAAGCUACUAUCAUUGCCUCUAUACUCGCUCGGACCAAAGUACCAGUUCUUCAUGCCUCUGCAGCACUGCUUCGCAUCGCUGAAAUGGAUUAUUCCGGACCAAAUUCAUUGUUUAUCCGUGUCCUAAUUGACAAAAAGCUUGAAUUGCCCUACAAAGUUGUGGACGCCCUUGUGUUCCACUUCAUCCGCCUUUCAAACUCUCGAGGCGAUGCAGAAAAGCUACCAGUCCUGUGGCACCAAAGCCUGCUUGUUUUCACACAAAGAUACGCGUCGGAUCUAACUCCAGAUCAAAAGGAUGCCCUCCUCGAUGUCAUCCGCGCUGCACAGCACCCACAGAUCAGCGCCGAAAUCAGAAGGGAGCUGGUGAAUUCUGUGGAAAGGGGUGCGCCAAGAACCGAUGUGGAUAAGGAUGUAGAAAUGUCAUGA
Laccaria bicolor S238N-H82 is the source of this 1149-nucleotide messenger RNA. RefSeq lists its product as uncharacterized. Lineage: Eukaryota; Fungi; Basidiomycota; Agaricomycetes; Agaricales; Hydnangiaceae. Gene Ontology annotation, molecular function: snoRNA binding. The annotation marks the transcript as partial. Gene Ontology annotation, biological process: rRNA processing. The transcript is spliced from 9 exons. Gene Ontology annotation, cellular component: preribosome, small subunit precursor; nucleolus; cytoplasm. The record is from RefSeq and is a predicted model, not a curated record.